Molecule: messenger RNA, 2023 nt
Organism: [Torrubiella] hemipterigena
Lineage: Eukaryota; Fungi; Ascomycota; Sordariomycetes; Hypocreales; Clavicipitaceae
Source: the annotation of a GenBank genome assembly
CGCAUCGGUCGGUGCACCUUCAUCACACGACCGUCCAAAGUUAAUCAUCUGCACGAUGAAGACUUCUCUUUUCCUACCGGCUCUAGCUGGCAUCGCCGCGGCACAGUUUCCGCCGAAGUUAGAGGGUGUCAAGACGGUCAACUCCAAGCAUCACCCUGGCGUAAAGAUCUCAUAUAAAGAGCCUGGAAUAUGUGAAACAACACCUGGAGUGAAAUCUUACGCUGGCCAUGUUCACCUCCCAGCAGGCUACCUAGAGGAUGCUGCCAGCGACUAUCCUGUCAACACAUUCUUCUGGUUCUUCGAAGCGCGCAAGGAUCCCAAGAAUGCUCCGCUGUCCAUCUGGCUCAACGGUGGUCCAGGCAGUUCCUCUAUGUUCGGUCUCUUGUCCGAGAAUGGCCCAUGCUUGAUCAAUGCCGAUUCAGCUACAUCCAGGCUCAACCCAUGGUCUUGGAACAAUGAAGUCAAUAUGCUCUAUAUUGAUGAGCCAACACAAGUUGGAUUUUCUUACGAUGUUGCUACCAACUGCACGUAUCAGCUCGCAGGCGAAAACCGCGGCACAAAGCCCGCAGACUUCUUAGAUGGCGUACCAGCUACCAAUCUUACGCACCGCGUCGGUACAUUUUCCAGCCAGGAUAUACAGGCGACGGCCAACAAUACCCAGCAUGCUGCCCAUGCCAUGUGGCACUUUGCGCAGACCUUCUUCUCUGAGUUCCCGGAGUACAAGCCCAACGAUGACCGCAUCAGCCUCUGGGCCGAGAGCUAUGGUGGCCACUACGGCCCGCGCUUCAUGAGCUUCUUCCAGCAGCAAAACGAAAAGAUUGCCAAUGGCACUCUGGAUGAUAAGCAUGCUCAUUACCUACACCUCGAUACCCUUGGUAUUGUCAACGGCAUCAUGGAUCAGGAGAUUCAGAACCCGUCCUACAUCUCUUUCCCUUACAACAAUACCUACGGGAUCCAAGUAUUCAACCAGUCCCUCUACGAGGAGUUGAUGCACAACUUUACGAAGCCUGAGGGCUGUAAAGACCAGUAUAUCCGGUGCCGUAAGAAUCUUGAAGAGGAAAACAGGCGUAAUGGUUACGCUACUAUUGCGUCAUCCAAGGCCCUAUGCGAUAUUGCCGACUGGUGCGACGAGCCUGCAGAGACAAUCUACCAGUCACGAGACUUUGGAUGGCUGGAUAUUGCCAACCCUCACGCCGAGCCCUUCCCUCCCCCAUACCUCAAUGGAUACCUCACGCAAAGCGACGUUUUACAAGCGUUGGGAUCGCCAGUCAACUUUACUGCCUCUUCCCGUGCUGUGAGCAAGGCUUUCCACAAUGCAUUUGACGCCUAUGAGGGUGGUUUCCUCGACGCGAUUGGAUACCUACUCGACAGCGGAGUCAAGGUACAUAUGAUGUAUGGUGAUAGGGACUAUGCAUGCAGCUGGGUUGGUGGCGAAGCGGCCUCACUUGAGGUUCCAUACAAAAGGAUUGAGGACUUCCGUAGUGCCGGUUAUGUUGAACUAUUGACGAGCGCAGGCGAGUUCAAGGGCAUGACUCGCCAACACGGAAACUACAGCUUCACCCGCGUCUUUCAGUCGGGCCAUCUUGUUCCAGCAUACCAGCCCGAAGCAGCGUACGACAUUUUUAUGCGCUCGCUCUUCAACAAGGAUAUUGCCACGGGCCAGAUGGAAGUGAGAGAUGACCUCCAGACUUCUGGACCAAGCAGUACCUGGCAUAUUAAGCAAGAGGCGCCGUCCAAGCCCAAGCCCAAGUGCUAUAUUUUGGCGCCUGAAUCGUGCACUCCGGAAGUUUGGGUCAAGGUUGUCGAUGGCACAGCAACAGUCAAUGACUUUUUGGUGGUGGAUUCUACAGAAGAAAAUGAUGAGCUGUAAAGAUGGAGACUUAUAAGAUAUAGUCUUGGAACUCUUAAGACGUAGACUCCGUAUCCGAUGAAUGGCAGAGAUUAUGCACUCAACGACGAAUAUAUAUUUUCCUCGGAGCAUCUACAGGUAUAUCUUACUCAUAAAAUAUACAUAUUUAUAUAU